ACGAACGUCAAUAGCUUUGAUACACGCACGUACAAGCACAGGCAUACGUAAUGUGUCAUGUCUCCCGUCUCGCAGAAAAGUGAAGUGAGAAUAUGGACAAUCAGUAUCUUAGAGACCGUCUCUGUCGUCGGUCUUUUCAUUUAUAUCUGUAGUGUGUAAAUGUGUGUCCCAGAAUUUUGACGGAAUACAGAGGUCCUUCGCAGUCGGACACAAGAAAAUGGCGGACGGUGCUACGGCAAAAGGGCAGGGACGUUCCAAGAGAUGAGGCUUGGUUUCAACCAGCAUGUGAUUUAACAAUUACCAAAACGACUGGUAGAUCGUUGAAUUAUUCGUGGAAUUACCGAUUGACUGGAAAUCAGUGAAAAUGCCUUAUUAAAGUUCUCCUGUUUUUGUGACCGCGUGGUGGUUCUAUUUCUUGGUUUAUUUUGUUUCUUGAAGUGUGUGAAGGUGUGAUGAACCUGGGAGGCUUGCUGGAGAAAAUAUAAUUGCAAUUUCUCAGUGUUUGUGAAGUGUUGAGGAUUGUUAGUGACAUAUAACGAAGUUGAAGCCAUUUUGAGUUUUGCAGAAGGAUAUUUUGCUGGAUCUGUCUACGACAUACAAAUCCGAGAAUGGCAAUCAGGUAGUGAAAAUUCAUUGUAUAGGAUUCAACUUUUACCUAAACAACGAUAUUAUCUGUAAUCAAAGAUGUGAACUGCCGGGUGAUAGUACGUAAUGAAGCCACAAAAGAAGGCUACUGUUGCGCAAAAGGCGCCAAAGUCGCCAUCGGUUGCCAACACGCGUCGCCAAUUAACCGAUAAAUCAUUUAUUGACGGAAAAAAAGAGAGUAAAAAAUUUAAAAGAAUUGACAAAACUGAUGAACCCAAGAAAAAAUUGGAAUUCGACAAGAAAAGAUUAGAGAGAAAAAAAUUAACUGAGGAAGGGAAAAAAAUGGAUGACAGCAAGAAAAAAGAAAAAUGUGAGAAACUUGAUUCAAAAAAAUUUCAGCAAACAUUCAAGGAUAUGGAUAAGAAGAGUGAAAAUAUUGAAGAAAAAAUAUCGGAAAGGGCUGAAGACCCCUGUUCAGACCCAGCAUUGCUUUCAGAUAAGAGGAAAUAUCAAAAAUCAGAAGAUAAGCAAAAACUGGAGAAGCAACACGUAGACAAUAAAAAGAAAGUUGACAAAAUCGAAGAUAAAAAAAAAUUGAUCAAGGGAGAAAUGAAUGAAUGCGAGUCAAUGUUGAAUUCUCCAUUGUCUGAUGAAUCCAAAUUUGACGAUAAAAUUCCAGUUCCAGUGGUAAAGAAAAAACUUAAAGAAGAGAAGAGAAAGGAAUGCAAAGACAUAAAGACCAAUAGUUCGACCAAAGAAAAGAAAUUAGAAAAAAAAUCAUUGGAGGUUAUUAGAAAAGCUAAAGUAGCAGUUCAAAGAAAAGUUUCAAAAUCUUCUCAAAAGAAGCCCUCGAUUAAGAAAACAGUUUUAGCCAAAAAAUCUCCAUUAGCAAAGAAGCUGCUUGAAAAGAAAAUUAAACUAGUCAAAAGCACAUUAACGAGGGAAGAAAAUUCCUCAUCCUCUCCAGAAGACAGUGAAAUUAUCAAUCCAAAGAAAAAGGGGCUUGUGGAAAAAUCAAAAACUAACUGUGUGCAAAAGGUAAAAUUAGCGAAACAACUGAAAGUAAAACUCGCUCCAAAGAAUGGAAAAAUUAAAAAUGUCAUAAAGACGGAAAAACUGAGAAAAAUAACUGAUAGAGCGGCUAAAAAGGGACAAGAUGUAAAAGAAUUAGACAAAAUGGCAGAAUGUAAAAAAUUAUUGAAAGAAGUAUCAUCUAUCAACGAAGGAUUGAAAUUGGAAAUUGCAGAAAAAGACAAUGAAGAGCAACAUUCAAAAUGUUUACUGGAUACUAAUAAGCUGGCUAAGGUAUCAUCCAAGCCGAAAGCCAAAAGGAUUGUCCGAAAAACAGCAAAAACUUGGGUAAAAUGUCUCGAUGAAGAGGGUCAAAUGUCUGGUAAAAGUGGAAAUCCUUCACCAAAGCAUGAGAAUAUACCGAAAUCUCCCAUAUCGAAUCUUAAAAAUAGUGCUGAUGAUUCUUCCGAAUUAAAUUUAAAAAUUGAAAUAACAACCGGUAAUAGUUCGAGUAGUGAUAAUCCUCCUUCGUCGAGUGAUUCUGAUCACGACUACAUUGACUCCUCACAACGACGAAAGAAGAAAAAGAAGCGGAAGGAGGACGAAGAGGGCCCUGAAAAUUCAUCAAACGAUGAACGUGCAAGACGAAUGCGAUUAUUUGGAUUUUGGAGUGGGCCAAAACGUCAUCGCGUUGCAUCAUUAAAUGCCCUGGCAAAAGUUCACUGUCUCUAUGAAAACGAAGCAGGUGGUGUUUAUCUCGGGGGUUUCUGCAAGCCAAAACCAGAGAAAGACACCAAAUCAAAGAAGACACCAGCUAAAGAAGAGAAAGAAGAGUCCUCGACGCGAAAAGAAAAGGAUAAGAAGCCAGAUGGGCCUGGUAAAACUGGCCCGGGCUCCAAUAAUAUAUCCAAGAGAAACUUGAGAAAUGUACCGGGUUUGAGAGGAAAACACUGGGACAUGAUGGAGUGCUCCUCUUCUUCUUCUUCAUCCUCUGAAGACGAGCCUGGUCAGAGGAAUGAGAGAAACGUUAAACGUGGAAGAAAGAAAAAUACAACUAGAAAAAAAAAGAGCGAGGAGGUUAUGGAUCUCAAGGACAUGGUUGUUUGCAAAAGAAUGGCUAGUUUAAAUGCAUCUGCUAUAUUAGCAGCUUCUUACUCUGAUGAGAAAAAUCGGCAGACUAGCUCGGAGGAUACAGAGAGUGAGUCCAGUGAAGUUGAGAUUAUCAAAAGACGAAAGCAAGUCGAUAAUGAUUGUGAUAAAGAUAAGAAAAAAACUAGAUUGAUCAACGAUGAUGAUGUACUCAAGCCUGGAAAAAAGAUGGUGGUUUUGAAUCAGGACACAGAUGUCACGAUUACUGGUGUCUAUGUUAAUCAAACCCGGUCAACCCAUCAUGAGGGUUUCUGCAGUAUUGCUGGAAUGCAAUAUAGAAUCAGUUCAACGAGCCACACACAAACGGCUGCUACUGCUGUAGCCACGGAGCUUCAUGAACAAAAAGUGGAACAGCCGUGUAAGUCUUACACACCCCUCGGAGCCCUCUCGUCAAUGCAACCACCAGGAAGCCAAGUAAAUCACGCAGAUAUGUCACCCCGCAGACAUUCGGCUUUCAGUGCUCCUCACCAGCAUGGAUAUUAUCAGCCAGCUGGCCCACUAAUACAACAUCCUCCCACAUUGCCCCCGGUCAAAGCACCACCGCCAGAGCCAACACCCACGCCACCCCAAAAUUCCGAAGGCUCGGACGAUCUCAUUGCAAGCUCAACCACUUCUGGUGGAACAAAUACGACAGCCGGUGGAUUCUAUCGUGCCUACUGCCCUCAAUAUUACGGCACACCUCCACAGUACCAGGAACUGUGUUAUCCACCAACAUAUCCGCAUCCGCAUUCACAUCCACCACCUUUCUACAAGUACGCACCAGCCUACAGAAGGCAAUACUUUAGCUACCCCGAUUCUGGUGGUGCUGCAGGUGGCGGUGGUGGCGGUGGAGGUGUUUCUUCAGGAGGCUCAGCCGUUGACUAUCAACCGCCACCUCCGCCUCCUCCGGGAGAAUACCCGAUGCCUCCUUACUACAGCGCCUACCCUCCACCACCACCACCACCUCCUCCUCCCCCCAAUCCUGCAUAUCUUCAUGCCCAAGGUCGCCCGAUAGUUGAGCACCCGACAUUUCAGGGCUGCCCAUGCCCCAUGCAAUCAUGUCCAAAAAACGUGGAUACUGGACCCCUUAUUGGUAAUGGUAAGGGGGCGCCAGUGGCAUCUGGGCCAGGUCUGUCAUUGCCACCCAGUGCAUUGGUAGGUCCACCAUCGCCAGCGAGGGGACUCGCUGGUUUAGCUCCACCACACGGCGCCAAUGCAUGGGAUACAGAUCGUGUCCAACAAAACACGCAUCGCAACCUCAAUCAAAACCAAGCAAAUUCGAUUUUGAAAAUCCAAUAUCACGAUAAAUGCAGCAAAGAAGAUAAAGAUAAAAAGGACGAGGGAAAGGAGGAUAAAAAUUAUCCGAGAUGCUUGUGUGAAAAACGCGUUUGUACUUCCACUUGUGAAGUUGUGAAAAAGGAAAAAUUAUUACCCUCAGAACAAGUUACACUGCAAACAAUCAACUUAUCGGAAAACCUUCAUGGUGUCAAACUUGAAAAUAACAAUGUUAAGUGCGAAUCCUGUAGUGUUGGUGUAAACAAAAAUUUAUCGUGUACAGCAAACUGUAAUGUUGAGUGUGACAAUGAUUACAAAUGUGAUAUCAUCAAGUGCGAACAGUGUAUUAAAGAUGGACAAAUAGCAAUACUUGAAAUUGACAAAGACUCAGGAGGAAUUCUUCUCAUCGACGAUAAACUAGAUGAAAACUGUGUUAAAGAGGAAAUAGCUGAUCAUGUUGGAGUUGAUAAUGAUAAUUGGGACAAACCGGAUUACGAAGCAACUGUUGUCAAUGAAUCAGUUGGUGAUGAAGAGAGGAAGCUCAUAAUACAAGAUGAAGAAUCAAAGUGCCAGAAAUUGGCCAAGAGAAAAUUGUCGUUGGACAGUUUGUCUGACAGUUCAAAAAAUAAAAAGGUAGAUAAGAGGACCCUUUCAGUGGGAUCAACGAGAGAUAAUCAACAAGACAAACUCCUCAAUCCUAUGAAUGGUAGACAUGUAGAUAUCAAAGUUUCAGUGAAAAAGAAGAAUAAUCAAGUGAAGAGAAAAGCUGAUGACAUGAAUCCAUUGGAGGCAAACAAUAAAAAAAUGAAGGGGAAACAAAAUUCUACUCUAAAUUGUUUAAAAAAAGCUGCCAGUGAGACUUCCAUUAUGGAGACCAUUGAUAAUGUCAUUCAGCAAAGCCUCCAGAUGGCUAAUAGGAAAGAUGAUAAAGUGAAGUGUAAGGAAAAUGGAGGAACAGCCACCAAGAAAAAAACCAUUAACAUUCUGUCGAUGAUAAAAAAAGUUCCCAAGGCAAUAGUCAAAGCUGUUGUCACUGAUGAAAUUUGCAUGAAAACUGAGACAAAGUCCGGUAAGGACGUGAAAAAUAAUAAAAUUGAAUCAAAAAUUAUGAAAACCAAGAAUUUGGAAAACAAAAGUAAAAUUGGCAAAAUUAAUAAUAAAAUUCAUCAACUCAGUAAAAUAAAUGAAUGUAAAAAAUUAGAUGAAACGUGUGAGGAUGUUAAAAAAACUGCCUUACCCAAAAAAAAGAAAAAUAAUAAUAAUAAUAUUAAUAAUUAUAAUAAUAAAAGUACAAAAAAAGCAGGAAGCUGCAAGAAAUCGGGCAAGACUGAAGAGAAUAUUGUUACUAGUGAUAAUAGUAUUCUCGUUAGGAGGCCAUUUCUUAAACCCAAGUGGAGUAAUGGUUGGAGUUGGGAUGGAGAGUCGUACGAGGCCAAAGUUUAUUUAACAAAUGAGGAAUCAGCCAUGCGAAGAUGUUAUGCAGCGAUGAAACACGUUAGCGGUGACGUGUUACGACCAAGAGACUGCGUAUUAUUGAAAAGUGGCCCAAGGAAGGCUGACUUACCGUUUGUUGCGAAAAUUGCAGCACUUUGGGAAAAUCCGGAUGAUGGGGAAAUGAUGUUCUCAUUACUUUGGUACUACCGGCCCGAACAUACUGAACAGGGUCGGACAGAUUACGAUACUGAGGAUGAGGUGUUUGCCUCCCGUCACCGUGAUGCCAAUAGUGUUGCUUGUAUAGAAGAUAAAUGUUAUAUUCUUACAUUCAACGAGUACUGUCGAUAUCGCAAAGAUUUACGAAGAAUGGAGGAAGGUUUAGAAUCACCAGGUCUCAUAGUACCUCCAGGGGAGCAUCGAUAUCCCCGUAAAUCCAGACAGCCUCCAAUUCCAGUUCCUUCAGACAUGGUACUUUUUUGUCGACGAGUAUAUGACUAUCGUGGGAAAAAACUUGUGAAAAAUCCUGGAUGACUUGACAUUGUAUAACUUAAGCUGAGAAUGGGAAUCAAUGAAGUAGAUGAGCACAAAUAAUUAAAAGGCAAAAAUUUCAGAGGGAUUAAUAUAUGUGUGUUGGAUGAUAACUGAUAAAUUUUCUCUUCAAAUUUUAUAGAAGAGAAUGAGAAGGAUGUACAAUUGAAAAACAUUUUUCUUGACCAUGAAAAACCAAUUGAAUGAAAAAUAACUCGAAAGAAAUGAAUAAUCGAAUAAUGUUGAACCUACUUUUUCAGCCGAAUUUAUAUUUUAUAGAAGAGAUAAGUCAUAUUUUUUGCAUAGUAGAUAAAAACAGUAGAAAAUGAAUGAAAAGAAGAGUUGAAAAAGCAUUUGUUCUUCAACAAAAAUGACAAUAGAAUAUUUCUUGUUUGAAGAGAAAAUUUGGUAGUUGAUGAGAAAUCCAACGAGAGAAUGAAAUCGAAGAACAAUAAAAAAUAAAAUUCCAAAAUUAAUACUUGACCAUGUUAGUAUUGAAAAGAAAGUGAUGAUAACCAGUAAAAAAUGAGCACGAAUAGAUUUUCAAUCAUGGCAUAGUCUCUGGAUGACUGGAUGUGUGAUAAACAUUUUUUUUUUUCAUCUACAAUUAAAUAUCGCGCAACGAUACACAUGUUUUUAAAUUCACAUUUUCAAUAUUUUCCAGCCCAUUUUAUUAUUGAUUCUUAUUUAACAUUCUUCUCUGAGGCCACCUCCAUCGUACUCAAUCAUCGAUAUGUAUAGGUAACCAUUGUUGAAGAUAAUAUUUGCGUCAACUCAGUUUUUCUUCUAGUGGUGUGGAAAUAAUCAAUUUUUCUAUCAAUAUCUACAUUUUUCGUUCAUCUUCUACAAUAAUAAGUUUCCAAAAGGGCUAUUUCAUCAUAGAAUGGUGAUGAGGAACUAGGGAAUCAGGUUUUUAAUGAACUAAGGUCCAUUAUUAAUAUGAGGUUUAUGGUUGAAAGCAAUUGAAGACAAAGUCUCUUCUUUUAAAUUAAAAAUGAAGCUAUCUUAGCACUCAAAAAGUAAGCAAGAUAACAAUGGCAGCAUUUUGCUUCCUUGCCAAUCUCGGUAUCUGAAAUGUAUUUCCCAAAAACUAGAGAAAGAAUACAUAAUUUAAUUAGGAUUGCGAUUUCCAAUGGACUUUGAAAUUUCAUUGCAUUGCAUUCAAAAUUCGGACAACCCCUGCGUCAUCUUUUAUACAUUUAUUUUUGCAUCCAUAAAUUACGUAUACUUGGCGUAUCCUUUCUCGCACAGUGAAGAAAUAUAUAUAUAUAUAUAUAUUAUAUAUAUAUAUAGAGAGUGCCCGGCGCGAUAUAUAUAUACAUGUUUUAAAAUAUAUCUAUUCCUAUAUACUUUUUUUUUAUUAAGUGGGUGUUCAUUUGUUGAAAAAUUUAUAUUAUUUAACUUAAUAUAUUACUAUUACGAUUGGUUAUCUAAUAUAUGAACUUUAGAUGCUAAGUUUUUUUUUCUCCAGAGAGGUGUGCGCAAAUAAAUUAAGGGAAUUAAACUUAGUGAACAAAAAAUUGAAAAUAAUGAUGACUGGUCAAUCCCCUCAUUUACAAAUACCAAAACUUUUUUCUUAAUGAAGAAGCAAUAUUCUUUUGGAAACAUCUUUUCACAAUUUACAUUUUAUUAAUUUAUUAAUUUAUAGCGUUAGUACCCUUUGAGUUGAUUAAAAAUCCAUCCAAUUUUUAUCAUUGUGUAAUGUACAAUUAUCCUUGCAAUGAAAACAACGCUGAAGAAAUUUAAUGGUAAACAGGAGAAGAGAAUUAAAAAAAAACUAUUCAAUGUCUUAUUUAUUAUUUGUAUUUAUACCUCUCGGUCAAUUGAUUUUCAUUUUUUUCAUUGAUUCCAAUAAAUGUAUUGUACAAAUGUUUAAUGAAUAAAUGAUAGCGAUGAAUACUUAC
This is a messenger RNA of Diachasmimorpha longicaudata, 7865 nucleotides long. RefSeq lists its product as uncharacterized. The transcript has 10 exons. Gene Ontology annotation, biological process: heterochromatin formation; negative regulation of DNA-templated transcription. The coding region runs from base 712 to 5964 and encodes 1750 amino acids. The record is from RefSeq and is a predicted model, not a curated record. Gene Ontology annotation, molecular function: transcription cis-regulatory region binding; chromatin binding. NCBI's taxonomy places the organism in Eukaryota, Metazoa, Arthropoda, Insecta, Hymenoptera, Braconidae. Gene Ontology annotation, cellular component: chromatin silencing complex.